AAGGACAAUGCUUUCGUCUCGGUAUACAACGACGGUGACAUCACCGAGUUUCUUUUCAAAGAGUCAGCUUUCGCAGCCGGGUUCCUACCGCUCGAGGCCGAGGAUGCAAAGCCAACUCCCAUCACCAUCCCAAAGCGCCGACUCGCCGCCCAUUUCAACACUGGCACAACACCACCUCCAAGAACUUGCGAGCCCCAAAAGGCCACAAAUCCGGAGAAGCCAGUCCAGACUCCAGUCAAGACCUGCAUGAGAGCCGCACCUGAACCCAAGACACCAGCCAAAGUUGUGGAGCGACGGCCCAGCUUCAUUGAGUACCCGACUCCCAGUGAACACAAGGGACACUCUCAAGGACAACACAGACGACAUUCGUCUGAAAACCAUCCUACGAUGAGCUGGUGGCCGGAGAAUGAAAUGAUAGCCCAGCACGUCUGGGUUGAGAAAGACCAACCCUCUGCCGAUGAGGAAGAGGACAUGCUAGAAGAUUGCCUGUGGACGGAUGCGUUCUACGAUUGA
Molecule: messenger RNA, 513 nt
Organism: Exophiala aquamarina CBS 119918
Lineage: Eukaryota; Fungi; Ascomycota; Eurotiomycetes; Chaetothyriales; Herpotrichiellaceae
Exons: 1
Coding region: 247-513 (88 amino acids)
Source: RefSeq, a predicted model, not a curated record